UUACAGUCCCAGAGCAUCAGAUUACACAGCUCACCAACACGGUAGGUGGGUUGAUCUGUGUUUUUUUUUUUUUUGCUCUGAGUGGGAGGAUUCUGGAUUUGAGCCAAGAUGUGACAGCAGUGGAAAGCUGAGCGAGUAAAGUAACAAUUACUGAACGGAGAGAGAGGAGAAGGGAGAAGAUAAGACACAAUGGCGGAAGAGUCUCAGUUGUCAGAUUUGGAGAAGGCCAUUAACACUCUGGUCACAAACUUCCACUCGGCUUCGGCUGACAAAGGCCCCUCACUGAAGGCAGAUGAAUUCAAGAACCUUCUUUCCUCCCAGCUGCCUAACCUUGUCAAGACCACAGGAGGAGAUGCCGGUUUCGGAGAGGUGAUGAAGCUAAUGGGGGUAAAGGAUGGAGAGGGAAUAACCUUCAAACACUUCUGGUCCCUGAUCCAAAAUGUGGCUUCAAGCCAGUAUGGCCAGCUCAGUCACGAGAAGGUGUCCAAAUGCACCUGCCUUCUACUGUGAUCGCCAGGCAUCAUCCGCAGACCCGGUCGAAAUGGAGUGAUGCUGCUAACACCAAGAUUUGAUCUCUGUUGUUCUCCAUUUAACCAGUUAUACCCAUUUUAUUUUUCAAAACACUAACAGCUCUUCUACAACCAUCUAUUCUUUCAGUGAAAAUGUCAGUGCUUAAUAAGUAUUUGCUACAAAGCCUCAGAUCUCUAGGCACGAGCCGACUUAGAAUCACAAUCAGUGUGUAUCAUGUCUAAAGUGGCCACAAAUCUCUUUGUAAAACUGCACAAUUAGCAUGAAUUAUUGUAAACUGGAGUAUUGUAAAAUAUAUUUUUCCACUAUAUCUGCAUAUGUCAAAGGCAUCAGCAAACUUAUUGCUUGACCAAUAGAGACCAUUGUGGUCAGAAUGUUUUUUUUUAUGUUUUGUUUUUAUCUGUAACACCACUAGUAUUGUCUCAUACAAUGUUUAGUAUGUUUGUGAGUAAUAACACAAGUCUGUGACUUCUCACCAUCCUGUUUAAAAGUGUAUCCGUGCCAUUUAAAGUUUUAAGAGAUUGAUACUUCUUCAGAAGGGUCGUCUUGCAGUUAUAUUUUUUCUCCAUAUUUAUAUUUUGUAGUUCUCCUUUUUCUGGCCGCAAAUUCAUUACUAUUCUGCAAUGUCUAAUGUAAUAAAACACAAAAACCCUCA
This is a messenger RNA of Astyanax mexicanus (Mexican tetra), 1183 nucleotides long. It is a transcript of the gene s100v2, whose product is annotated as S100 calcium binding protein V2. The coding region runs from base 190 to 510 and encodes 106 amino acids. The record is from RefSeq and is a predicted model, not a curated record. NCBI's taxonomy places the organism in Eukaryota, Metazoa, Chordata, Actinopteri, Characiformes, Acestrorhamphidae. The transcript is spliced from 3 exons. Gene Ontology annotation, cellular component: perinuclear region of cytoplasm.